GUUCACUAUCAACUUGUGUACACGUUGCUAACCUGCUAUGAACGGCCACAUACCGUCCUUCCAACUAUUUGGCCAUGUUGUCCUCCUUUCGCAUGAGGCUUGGGGACAUAUGAGGUCUCUGUGCGUCUUAGCGGCACGCAUUGCGCAAUCAACACCCCCCGUCUAUGUCACAUUCUUCGUGCCAAACAAGGUACACGACCGUGUUAUCAAGGAAGUGUCUCGUAAUUUUGGAGUGGGUGAUGCAGGAUUGAACCAUCUCAGAAUUGUGGGUCUGUACGAUGGAGAGGAUGGUACCCAUUCGUUUUCGAUGGAGGAACAGUUUGAAACCUUCAGUAGAUCGUUCGCGGAUGCCUACGCACAGCUUCAGCUGUCUUCUAAAAUGUCAGCGGGUAGCGAGGAUAUUCCGCCUAGUCCGAACGCUGUCAUCCUGGAUAUGAUGUGUUCCGAAGCUCUCAGAGCCGUUCGCCGUCUUAGCAGAAUUCCAGUCAAAAUCUAUACUUGGAUUGCUGGCAUGCUCUCGUUCAUGCUCUACCCUUUCUCUCCCGAGUCAUAUGGCGGCCGAGGUGACUAUAGAGAGCGGAUCAUGCAUGAAGUCAAGCGCACCGGAAGGUGUUUCGAAGAGGUUGCAGAUGAGGUCAUGACAAGCACCGAUGGCUCCAUCAUUCGCGUCCCAGGGAUACCACCUAUGUUUGACCAUGAAAUACACCCGCAAGAAAUGAUUGUGAAAGGCGUCGUCGGUUUUCUCUGGGUGAUGAUUCAACAAGUAAUAGCAGAGUGUGAUGGUGUUAUCUCGAACUCUUCCGAUGUUUACGAACCGGAAGCAGCCGCCUCUCUGAAGAAUUGGUUCGCUGAGACUGGCAGAGAGGCCUAUGUAGUCGGACCUUUGCUUCCAGCAUACGGAGAGAUCCUCACCAGAGACAAUAGCCCUCGAGCUCGAGAUACGUCCGAGGUAGAAGAAUUCUUAACUUCUGUGUUACAGUCUCACGGAGUGAAGUCACUUCUUUACAUCUCUUUCGGGACCGUAUUCUGGCCUACGGAACCAGACAAACUCUGGACGUUUUUGGAUGUGGUGAUAAGCAUGAAGAUCCCUUUCAUAUUGAGCCAUGCAUCCCCUUUUGCAUCCAUUCCUGAUUCGGUGGCUGAGAAAUUAGCGCAUUACAAGCUUGGCAUGCUGUGCCCUUGGUCCCCUCAACAAACAAUACUCGCUCACCCUGUUACGGGCUGGUUUGUUACUCAUUCCGGUCAUAAUAGCGUCGUGGAAGCGAUUAGCAUGGGUGUACCUAUGAUCUGCUGGCCUUACCAUGCAGACCAACCUUUCAAUGCCAUACGUCUUUCGGAAAUACUCGACGUGGGGUUCGAACUAUUGGAAGUCCGUUCUGGGGAAUGCGGCAUGAAGCCACUUUAUCGUACCGGGAAACCUCCUAGAGGAACAGACCAAGCAAUCAGGGAAGAAACAUCUUCCAUUUUGCAGAGGGCCUUGGGGCCUGAAGGAGCCAGGAAGCGGGGGAAUAUGGAGACCUUGCGACGGCGUGUUUUGAAGGGACGAAGAGAAGAAAAUCCAUAUUGGCAGGAUGCGGAUACGGACAGACUGGUAAGAUCACUGAGGUCUCCGCAUCCUGGUUUAGUUUAGCCAGCAAAGCUGCCUCACCGCGAUUUCUCUUGUAUCUAUCUGUAUGGUGAUUUUAUGUACUUAACGCCUUGGAAUGGAUGGUGUACAACUCGAUCUUUCCUUCAUUGACGGUCGAAUAAGGCUCUGCAAGAAAC
Messenger RNA from Somion occarium, 1764 nucleotides. The record is from the annotation of a GenBank genome assembly. NCBI's taxonomy places the organism in Eukaryota, Fungi, Basidiomycota, Agaricomycetes, Polyporales, Cerrenaceae.